This is a messenger RNA of Aspergillus pseudonomiae, 1845 nucleotides long. Its product is annotated as FKBP-type peptidyl-prolyl cis-trans isomerase. The record is from RefSeq and is a predicted model, not a curated record. Lineage: Eukaryota; Fungi; Ascomycota; Eurotiomycetes; Eurotiales; Aspergillaceae. Gene Ontology annotation, molecular function: peptidyl-prolyl cis-trans isomerase activity; macrolide binding. Gene Ontology annotation, cellular component: nucleolus; chromatin. The coding region runs from base 144 to 1553 and encodes 469 amino acids. The transcript has 4 exons.
CUUUUCCUCAGCAUUCGUUCGUCUCUUCUCGUCCCUUCUCUCGUGGCUUCUGUUUGUUUUUUCCUACCUCUUACUUCUACCUUCCUUUCACUUUUCCUCUUCCUUCUUUAUAUCCCCGUGCUCUCUUUAAAUUCUCGCCCACCAUGUCUGGUGUUCAACCUGUUGCCGUCUAUGCGCUCAAGGUGCCUGCUGGAGGUGCCCUUAUUCCCGCAGUGCCCGAUGCUGCGGCCAUGUUCCGUGUGAGCAUGGCUGCCAUCGAUCCUGACGAGGAACCUGACUUCGAUGGACACGAUACCAACCAGCGCCCCAGAGCCACCCUCAGGAUCGUGCGCGCUCCCCCCGGACUGGACCUUGAGGACGACUCGGACGAGGACUACGAGGAUGUGGACUCUGAUGAAGAUUCUGAUGAUGAGGAAGUCAAUGGCGGUCCCAGUGACAAGGAGAAGGCUCGCAAGCUCAAGGAGCUUGCCGCUCUUAAGGAAAUGGAGGAAGCCAUGGACGAAGAUGACGAGGACGAGGAUGAUGAGGAUGGAGAGUUCGACCUGCAGGCUGCUAUCUCUAAGCUCGUCAAGGGCAAGGGCCCUGCUACUGAUGACGACGAGGACGACGAGGACGAUGAGGGCCUGGAACUCGAUGAGAUGGUCGUCUGUACCUUGGAUACCGAGAAGAACCUCCAGCAGCCUUUGGACAUCACCGUCUCUGAGGAUGAGCGUGUCUUCUUCAAGGUCACCGGUACCCACACUGUUUACCUGACCGGAAACUACGUCAUGCCCACCGACGAGGGCCGUCAUUUCCACGAUGAGGAUGAAGAAGAUGAGGAAGACUAUGACCUUUCCCCCGACGAGGAUGAGUUGGAUCUUGAGGCCCUCAUGGGCGAAGACGAUGAGAGCGAUGACCUUGAUGACCUCGAGAACCCCAGAAUCACCGAGGUUGACAGCGAGGAGGAAGCCCCCAAGCUUGUUGACACCAAGGGAAAGAACAAGCGCUCUGCCCCCGCCGAUGAGGAGAAGCCCGCCAAGCAGGCCAACGGUGAGGAAACCUUGAGCAAGAAGCAGCAGAAGAAGCUUAAGAAGAACAACGGUGACGCUGCUGCUGUUGAGAAGAAGGAGACCAAGGAAGGAAAGGAGGCCAAGAAGGUCCAGUUCGCCAAGAACCUUGAGCAGGGCCCUACCCCCUCCGGCCAGGACAAGAAGCCCGCCGAGCAGACCACUGGCACCCUUGGUGUCAAGGAGAUUAAGGGCGUCAAGAUUGAUGACAAGAAGCUUGGAAAGGGACCUGCCGCCAAGGCCGGUAACACUGUUGCCAUGAGAUACAUUGGAAAGCUCGAGGACGGCAAGGUCUUCGAUGCCAACAAGAAGGGCAAGCCUUUCAGCUUCAAGCUCGGCAAGGGCGAGGUGAUCAAGGGCUGGGACAUUGGUGUUGCUGGUAUGGCCGUUGGUGGUGAGCGUCGCAUUUCGAUCCCUCCUCAUCUGGCCUAUGGCAAGAAGGCUCUCCCCGGCAUCCCGGGCAACUCUAAGUUGAUCUUCGAUGUCAAGCUUCUUGAGAUCAAAUAGACGCUUCGCCAUUUCUAUGUAUUCGGUUGCAUAUUAGCUUGAUGUUUGGGUAUCACGGUGGCAGUGUUGUCCAUAUGGAUGUUUCUUUCCUAUCUUCAUGCUGUUAAAAAAUGGUGUUUUAGGGGCUUCAAAUUUCAGUUUAAUCCAUUUAUCUCAUUUGGUACUGUUUUCCAUUGUGAUAUCCGACUUGUUUCCUUGCACUCUUGUGCAUGUAUACCGAGGGAUGAGGAUAUUACAAAUAGUUUGCGUAUUUUCUUCAAUAGACCAGCAAAAGAGAAUGGUAUGAUUCUCA